This is a messenger RNA of Drosophila willistoni, 537 nucleotides long. RefSeq lists its product as uncharacterized. The record is from RefSeq and is a predicted model, not a curated record. Lineage: Eukaryota; Metazoa; Arthropoda; Insecta; Diptera; Drosophilidae. The transcript has 3 exons. Bases 105 to 476 code for a protein of 123 amino acids.
UACUAGUCACAGAUCACUUCACUGUCAAAUAUAUAACUAUUAAUUAUAGAUGUUUGUAUAUUUCCAAAAAAAAAGAGUCAAGCAAAUAGCGUUAGAUUUUGAAAAUGUUUAGUUUCAAACUUUUAUCCUGUUUAAUAAUUGGAACAUUAGUUCUAAUGCUGAUUACCCGCCAUGUGGAAUCUAAGGAUUUGCCAUUUUGUGCCCAGUUGCCAAAUGUUAAGGCCAAAACUGAAGCUAUAAAGAAUAUGAAAGAUGAGAGUCACUUAAUACCGAAAACUGUUCCACUUUCAGCCAAGCAACAAAAGGAUGCUUCACAGGAGCUUAAUGGUAUGAACGGAGAUAAUAAAUAUUUUGAUAAUAUGCCCAUUUUGGAUUUAAAGCGUGAGUUUUCCAGCGAUGAAUCGAAUCCUUAUAUUGAAAAUGUCCGUCAUCGUUAUGAAAUCUUGGCUGGUGGCUAUGCAGAUAUCGUACGUUAGUCACACUUAAAUCACAACUAUUAUAUUUUCUUAACUAAGGCAAUACAUACUGUGAAUUGAA